This is a messenger RNA of Cladophialophora immunda, 4834 nucleotides long. RefSeq lists its product as uncharacterized. The transcript has 2 exons. Gene Ontology annotation, molecular function: RNA binding. Bases 616 to 4059 code for a protein of 1147 amino acids. Lineage: Eukaryota; Fungi; Ascomycota; Eurotiomycetes; Chaetothyriales; Herpotrichiellaceae. The record is from RefSeq and is a predicted model, not a curated record.
CGACAACCCUGUUCCCGAUCUGCCCCAAACCUCACCUUACCUAUUAGCAACUUCGCUGCCCCCUAAUUCAUCCACCACAUCCUGCUGCUGCUUCACCUUGCUUCUUCUCUACUUCUUUUCACCUUCGGCUUUCCUCUAAUGCCCCCUUCAGCCCUGGAGAGCUGCUACGUUCGAUUCUCUCUAUUCCAUCAUUUGUGUUAAUACGGCCGCCGACAGUCCCUCCUUGCCCGAUCACGAUCCAAAGCCCCCUCUAAAGUAAUAUCCUGCAAUUCCGAACCCUCCUGUUCCUCGAACUCCCGGCUUCCUCUCGACUUGACUCUCUGUUCGAACACGAAUCCAUUCCUCGUCAGUCGGCCAUUACCUUUCUGUGCCUUGGAAUUCACGUUCAAAGACGUCUGUGAGCUCUACGCACCUCGCCGCAGGUCCCGAAAUCCUACAUAUUCUGGCCAUCUCCUGCGUACACGCAAAUAAGAGCACACGAUAUUACCUGUACAAUCAUUUCUCUUGGCACGAAAGUGGUUCUACGGCAAAAGAGGGACAUCUACAUAAUUCGAAAUCGUCGCAUAGACGUCCAUUUGUCUCUGCAAUCUGCAACGUACUUGGAAGAGCUCGACAAUGGCUCCUCCCACUACCACGCGGCCCGACGGGCAACUCAAUAUAAACUUAUCUGGACUGACACCCAUCAGCGAGCCUUCUUCAGUGCCCACCAGCAAAUCUCCCUUUGGCGGUGCCAAAUCCUCCUCGGGAUUGGGGGGGCUGUCCAAUACAAGAGUAGGAGCUGGCUCUCCUCUUCACGAACAAGCCUCACGACUGUUUCCAAAGCGUACACGGGAACUGCAGUCUCAGACUUCUUUGACCCCUAAUAUCUGGGGUCCUCCAACCAGUGGCACCUCAACCCCGCUGUUUGAGAUUCCGGAGUCCCCCAACCAGGAUGGUUUCCCAGAUUUGGUUCCUCUGACCGAGACUGGGAUCAAUAGUCCCGCGAGACGAGGACGAGCUGGCACCCUUCCCUCCCGAAUAUCACCAGUCGGUACGAUAAACGGAGUCAAUGUCCUAACGUCCAAGACUUCUCGGCCAACCCCUUCCACGAGUCCAUUUAGGCCCGGUUCAACGUCUGCCGCCGAAACCGCAUUCUACUCAACUGCCUCUAGCCAAGCCAACGCAGGAACUUCAGCUCUUCUAUCCAGGCUUCGUGCCGGGAGCAUGCCUCAGCGGUCAAGCCUGCUCGGUCCCUCUGGCCCGUUUAGUCAGAACGCCUUUAGCUCCAGCUGGGGAACGAGGACUCGGGCUGCCACUCUGACAAGCAUCAGUUCUGCCGAGGAUCCUACCUCUCCCCAACCGUCCGGAUAUUCUAAGGAUGGCAUGUCCGACUCGGGGGUGCGCACCCUGGACUAUCUUGGGCUUGCUGAACCUCCCCAGCAUUCGAAACCUGAUGGUCUUCGUCAAAGUACAGAUGAUUCCCCACGUCCCGGGGACCCCAGCUUGUCCGACGUAUUGGCCGGUUUUGGCAUGCGAAACUCCAGUCGAUUCAGGUCCUUCUCUGUCAAUACCCAGUCCAAGUAUGCGACUGAAACUCAAGACGGAAGCAGUAACUUUCCGAUGUUCCCUAGCGGGUCGUUAACACCCUCUGCGGCGGCGGCGCUGGAAGCCGAGUAUGAGUUGGUCCAAGAGAAGGUUCGGCUGCAUAACCAAGCAGUUCAGGCAUUUGCGGUGAAUGCCAGCGCUGCUCGACCGCGAGCUCGGACCGCUGGACUUGUCGAGACGCCUCAACGCACAUCACUUCGUAAUCUGUCGCAACAGCCAGCGGACAACCUUGGUAUGGCAUUCGAUAUCCAAGGUUCGAAUGUAAUGGACCAGUCAACUCUUGCAGACACUCUACAGAGUCUGUCCAUCGCCGAGAACGUGACCUUGUCAUAUGAAGGCAUGGACGAAUCGGAAGUCCAGGUCUCUCGUUCCCUGUGGAUAGGCUCGAUCCCGAAUUCCACAACAAUGUCCUCGCUGGAUGCUAUCUUCAACCGCUACGGCCCGAUCGAAUCAACCAGGGUUCUCACUCACAAGAAUUGCGGUUUUGUCAAUUUCGAAUCGGUCGAACAUGCCGUUCGCGCUCGACAGUUGCUCAACGGGAAAGAAAUCUUCCCUGGCGCCGGCCCCGUUAGAAUCGGGUUUGCAAAGGCUCCAAAUGCGUCUGUCUCCUUGACUCCCGUGCAAAACGCCACGCCUCCGCCGGGGGCAAAUGGAAAUGCCGAAGCAGGGGCUUCGCAAGCCAAGGAUGCCACUGGCAGCCCUACCGGCUCGACGAACAUGCAGCAAACGUUGAGCUUGCCAGCUCCCGACCGCCUAGCGGAGCUGCAGCCGGAGAUAUUGCAAAUCGUGCUCGAUUUCGGUGGGCAACAGUCGGAUUUACCCAGUAUAUCGGCAAAUAUUGAGAGUGCCAUUUGUUACAAUCGCCUAGAGAAAGAGAUUCCUCCUAUCCCAGAACCGAGUUCCACAAGAAUGUAUGAUGCUCCAAGGCUUCGGGACAUACGCAAACGCAUUGACAACGGAGCAUGCGGCCUGCAAGAGAUUGAGCAGAUCGCUAUCGACAUGUUACCUGAAAUUGCAGAAUUGUCUUCAGACUAUCUCGGCAACACCGUGGUCCAGAAGCUCUUCGAAUACUGCUCCGAGCAAACCAAGGAACAGAUGCUGGCAUGCGUAGCACCUCAUCUUGCUGAAAUCGGUGUGCACAAGAAUGGUACCUGGGCCGCUCAGAAGAUCAUUGAAGUGUGCAAGACCGAAAGCCAAACUCGAAUGAUUGUCGACGCGCUUCGACCCUACACUAUACCUCUGUUCCUUGACCAAUAUGGCAACUAUGUUCUUCAAUGCUGCCUUCGUUUUGGACCACCCUACAAUGACUAUAUCUUCGAGACCAUGCUUAGCCAACUUUGGGAAAUUGCUCAAGGACGGUUCGGGGCCCGGGCCAUGCGCGCUUGUUUGGAGGCUCAUCAUGCUUCAAAGAACCAGCAGCGCAUGAUGGCGGCGGCGAUUGCUUUGCAUAGCGUACAACUUGCCCAGAAUGCCAACGGGGCACUGUUAUUGACUUGGCUCCUCGACACCUGCACCUUCCCGCGGCGGCGCUCAGUUCUGGCCCCAAGACUGAUCCCUCACCUCGUUCAACUCUGUACCCACAAGGUUGCAUAUCUCACAGUGCUCAAAAUCAUCAACCAACGAAACGAGCCAGAGGCUCGUGAUAUGGUUUUGAAUGCCCUAUUUUUCAGUCCGAGUGACACCGUGCUGGAACAAAUUCUCUGCGACCAAACCUCUGGUGUGACCCUGAUCUUCAAGAUUUUGACCACACCAUUCCUUGACGACCACAUGAGGCCAGAGGUGGUCCAAAACGUUUCCAAAGUCCUCACAAAGAUAAAGGCUCAACCGAACCAAGGCUACAAGAGAAUCAUGGACGAAGUUGGGCUGUCAUCAAGACCUAGUCAACCUGUUAUGCAGCAAUUCCCGUCCCAUGGGCACCCGAACCUGAACGAUCGGACCAGACCAUUGGUCCAACCGCAACAUGUCCCAGGGAACGGGAUGCAACAGCAAAAUUAUCCCCAGCGGCAAUACAGCGGCAACUUCGUCCCCAAUGGCAGCACCUUCGAGAAUGGUCUGAGCCCAAUUCGGACAGGCUCGGCCGACUCGUUUGGUUUCGCCCCUUACACCAUGAAUGGGUUCCAGUCUCAGCAGCAAUAUUCGCAGCUUCCUUAUCAACAAAUGACUCCCCAAUCUCAAUACCAGAGCUUCCCAGCUGCGGCCCCCCAGCGGUCCAACAGCGGGUAUAUGCCCAACGGUUAUGCUGGAUACGCGACACCCCCUUCAGCGGUCGAUCCUUUCCGUCCGUUACAGAAUCCCAACUCUUCACCUCUCUCUUUCUCGGCACAAAUGAGUCCCGUCAUCGGUUCUACCGGUUUUCCUCCACAGAACUUCCAGCAGAAUAUGCCUUCCAACAUGUACAAUUAUCCCCAACAACAGUUUUUCUUCUCCCCACCAAUGCAGACGGUUCAUUCUGGAGGGCGAGGCCGUCGGAGAUAGAGGAUUUGAUUCGCGCACGGAAAGAGUGAUUGUCCCUUGACGAAAUCUGCCUGACGCCUUCUUGCCAUGUUUCAUCCCUUUGAUCACUGUCCAAAUUCACGAAUCUCAUAUGGUGCAACAUGUUUUCGAAAGACUUGACAACUUUGGAGAGCAUAUAACAUUCUUGUGCAAUACACAUGGGGAAGGGGCAAAUUCAAUGAUACCCGUGAGCGCAAAAGGGGGAGUUUUCUUGAAUCUAGUAGGGAAUGAUGUCGCAUCAUAGCCACCAUGGUGUCUAUCUGGCGUUUCCUCGAGCAACACGCUGCGUUCGCCUUAUGUUUCUACACUCAUGAAGAGUCCGACAUUCUUACGGCGACUUCCUUUGUGCUGCCUGGAUCUCGUUUCAUGCACGCGGUGCCGUGCAGAAAUCCGAGCCUUCCAAACAAAGUUGGAGGACGCGCGUUUCUGGAAAGAGCAAUGGGAGUGGGACCCGAUCAUGGGCAGAGGGCUAGGGGCAUCAAGACAGGGUACUUUUCUCCAGGCCAUGGGAUCUGAGCUAUCGUGGACGUGGACGUGGACGUGGACAUGUCUUCUGGGUCGUGUCGUCCGUGGCUGAGUGAGCACGCUCUUCGCAAGUACCGAGUAUGGUUUCUUAGGCUGGGGGGCAAAAUCGCCCCCUUAGACAUCUUUACGAACAAAGACAACUUUGCGCAUUGGGUUGGUUCGGCGCGAGUUGAAUUCGACACAAAAAAGCAUUCGUUACAAUUGAAAUGAUGACGGUUGAUUUUUCUUCCUU